UUUCGGCAACCCGUAACCCGAAACCUUUUGAAUUGAAUCUAAGCCACCAACCAAAUUAGGGUUUCUUUCAGCUCUCGGAGUUCAGCUCAUUCCCUUUUACGUUAAUUGGUUAUUAGGGUUCUUCCUGCUGUAAAGUUUUCGAUAUUGCGCUCAAAUGGAUGACAUGGACGACGACGCAAGGUACCAUUCGAAGGCCUACUCUCUCAACCAUCAUAACUCUUCUGGUCGCCGAAAAAUCAAUAUACGAAACACCCAAUAUUCUCGCCCGAUUGCCAAUCGAUACGCAGAGGAAGACGACGACGAAUUGGACGAGUUUGAUGAAGGAAAUUGCCGACAAGACCACGACGAGGAAGAGGAAGAGGAGCAUCCACGUGGGUUACAUCGGAAUUUUGACGCGGACGAUGGUUUUGAAAGGCACACGAAGAAGAGGAAGGUGAAGAAUUUGGAAUCAAACUACGAGUUUGCGCCUCGCGUGAGAGUGCCGUAUAGGGAUCCGAGUUCUCGGGGCGAAGAGGAUUGGACUGAGCACGCGGUGUUUGUUCUGUUAGAGGUUUGGGGUGAUAGGUUUCUUCAGCUUGGGAGGAAGAGUUUGAGGUCUGAAGAUUGGCGUGAAGUGGCCGAGAAGGUUUCAGAGGCGUCUAAGAUCGAAAGGACCGACACGCAAUGCAGGAGUAUGUUGGAUAUGCUUAAGAGGAAGUACAAGAAGGAGAAGGAGAAAGUUGAAGAAAUGGGGUUGAAUUCUAGCAAAUGGGCUUACUUUAAGAAGAUGGAUAUGUUAAUGGCUUCGUCCUUGAGGCAAGAAUGCGGGCUUGCUUGCGGGGUAGAUUCCGGUGAGUAUGUGUUUAUGAACACAAGGGUAUAUUUGGAGCGGUCGAAUGGGUUUGAUGAGAUGAGGGAUAGUCCUGGUGAGUCAGAGACAGAUGAGGAUGAGGAUGGGAAUGAUGAUCAGGAUGCCUUUCCGCCACGAAUGGGGAUGCGUGGAGUGGAUAGGGGGGAGGAAGGGUCUUCGUAUAGAGUGUUGGCGGAUUCUAUUCACAAGUUUGGGGAGAUUUAUGAGAAGAUUGAGAGUAGUAAGAGGCAGCAGAUGAGGGAAUUGGAGAAGAUGAGGAAAGAUUUCCAUAAGGAGUUGGAAUUUCAGAAGAAGCAGAUUCUUGAGAGAGCACAAGUGGAGAUUGCGAAAAUUCAGGAAGCUGACGAUGAUGAUGAAACGGAUGUUUCUGCUGAGGAUCUCAGUGAAUGAUGCGGGACUUGUUAUUAUUUUGAAGGAUGGUGGCACCUGAAGCUGCUCUCUCCUCUGCUCUGGGGAGGAACAUCUGCUGGCUUUGCUAACAGUGCGAAUUCUUUUUGGGAAGUUUUAUCUUAUAUAUAACUAUUGGCCAAAAUACAGACUUUAUUUGUAAUUUGAUGAGAAUGGAGGAUUUUGAUUAACAUGCAACAUAUUCAUCUCUGUUACUCUAUCAGCGGCUGU
Prunus dulcis (almond) is the source of this 1468-nucleotide messenger RNA. Its product is annotated as trihelix transcription factor ASIL2. Lineage: Eukaryota; Viridiplantae; Streptophyta; Magnoliopsida; Rosales; Rosaceae. Gene Ontology annotation, cellular component: nucleus. The transcript is spliced from 2 exons. The coding region runs from base 155 to 1240 and encodes 361 amino acids. The record is from RefSeq and is a predicted model, not a curated record. Gene Ontology annotation, molecular function: transcription cis-regulatory region binding.